AUGGACGAUACCAUCUACGGCUUCACAUGCCCGACGCUCGACAUGAUGCGCAUCAAGACGUCGUACAUCCAGGACACCAUGUACCGGGCCUGCGUGCUAGCCACGCUGGUGAAGCCUACAGCAGAGCACCCGUUCCGCUCGGUCACCGUCAAGUGGGUCGAGAAGGGUCAGCCGCUGCACGUCCGCGCCUUGAUCAAGAACCGCGACUUCGUGUAUAUGGAGUCGACAGGCACCCGGACCCUGCGCAACGGCGAGCGGGUCGGCUAUCAGCUCGUCCACUCGGUGCAGUUCCCCGAGACCCCCGCUCGAGACUCGGCCAUUCGGGGCAACAUGUCGAUGACGGCAGUGUACCAGCAGCGAGACAGCAACAUAGUGGACGUGUUCAUCAAGGGCUUCUUGAACCCAGCCGGCGGGUUGGCGCGCUCUAUCAUCACCCGUUCAGCUGCCAAGGCGCUGCUGUCCGUGUCCAAGAACGUUUACUGCGCGCAGAUGAAGAAGCUCGCGUGGAGUAUCCGCCAGCGCUGUCCUACGAUGGAAAGGCAGCAGCGGCAAGAGAGCUCCGCGGUCUGCGUACAAGCGUGCUUGACCAGACCUUCUGGCACCCGCCGGCUGCUGCAUCGCAAUCUUUGCUGCGGCGGAUGUUCACGCUACGUGUGCUCAGGCUGUCGAAUCCAGAGGAAGCUGCACUUCAUGAUGCUUGACCGCAAGAUGUUGCAGCAGGAGGUGGCCUUCUGUCCGCGGUGUUACAGGGAAGCGCUCGACGCCAAGGCGGCGACCGUGGCCAGCCAGGAACUGCUCUUCAACGACGUCUACGGCCGGAACGAGCUGUGCGCCAUCACGUCCGGCACGGAGAUCUCCCUCUUCGACGAGCUGAACUGA
Messenger RNA from Phytophthora sojae, 879 nucleotides. RefSeq lists its product as hypothetical. The record is from RefSeq and is a predicted model, not a curated record. Lineage: Eukaryota; Oomycota; Peronosporomycetes; Peronosporales; Peronosporaceae. The transcript has a single exon. The coding region runs from base 1 to 879 and encodes 292 amino acids.